AUGGGCUCAAUCACGUCAGUAAGAGAGGCUGUUGGGCGAAUUGCUGGCCUCUCUAGCAAUAUAGUAAUUUCAGUACAAUCGUCUCAAUCUGUUGAUUUGGAAUUUUCAAAUGGUUUGCAAAAUGUGGUCAACACAGUGGCUGAGAGCACUCCAGAAGUAAUUUCAGUCCGCCACAAUGCCGACCCAUUUCUUUCAGCAGUACAGCCCGCUCGUUCAGGCAAGCUCGUCACUAUCACCACUACUUCACCGACUCUUCUCUCUGCCGUCCCGCAUCUCUAUAAAUUAGCAUCAUACCCAGUGGUCGUCCAUGUUUCUCUGGAACCAGCUGAAUGCCCAGAUUAUUCGGUAAUCUCUUCAAUUCGCCAAUGCGGCUUUACUUUUCUGCAUUCAGAAACUCUUCAAGAAGCUCAGGAUAUUGCUCUCUCCUCCCAUGCUCUUGCAGUUCAAUCUGGCAAAGGAGUCAUUCACUUCUUUGCUUCUGCGGAUUCUGCAGAGGAUGCAUCCAUAGACUUCGAGGACAAGGAAUUUGUUCGUGAGGUACUGGACGUGGAUGCUGCCAAACCUCGAUUGGAGAGCACAUCCUCGAAUCUCUACGCAAAUGUUGACAACACUGCGAAUGCCCGCAUUGAGCCAGAGGGUGCCGAGUCCUCGCCGCAAUCUGUAACUUCAGAUGAUAUCUAUAACAUUAUCGCAAAGAUUUGGGAACAGAUCGAGAAAGGCACAGGCAGACGCUACCAUGCCUUCGAGUAUGCAGGGCCUCCGAAUGCGGAGUCUGCUAUCUUCGUCUUUGGAUCCAACACGAAGGUUUUCGCUCGUGAAAUCAAUGACGCGUCCUCAACAGAUGAAUUUUUUGGGGCAGGCAUUAUCAGUGCACGUCUAUAUCGUCCUUGGCUUAGCGAUAAAUUAGUUGCAGUUUUGCCCAAGACUCUACGUCGUUUUGCAGUAUUGGAACAGACUCGCAAGAACACUACGAAGUGGGGACCGGUAUUACUGGAUUUGCUUGUUUCUCUAAAGACUGGAGAGUCGAAAAAUACCGCUCCUGUUAUUGUAGGGCACCACCUUGGCUCACUCGAACCGACAACCGUUCGACAAGCUCUUCGAGGUAUUUUCCAAAAUCUUCAUUCAGGAAGCCCGGUGCAGAAUUUGCGGAUCGGAAAUCAGGCUGUCUCGGGUGACAGUGCUUCUCCUUCUGAGGCUAGACAGCCUGAGGUAGAGAACGCCUAUAUGAAGAUAUUAAGUCAGGUAUUUGGCGACCAUCUGCACAUUGCGAAUCGUUAUGGGAAUGACAACGCUGGAAUUUCUUCCGUUAUUGCCUCGAGCCCAGAGUUUGGAUACGGAUCUCUCAUUGCUCGUUUGGAUCAACGGAAAACGUUCGUCUCUGAGAUACAGGAAGAGGCCAAGACCCAGAACUUUGCUUCGGAUGCUUCAAAGGACUCGCUGUCGAAGUGGGCUCUCAGUGCGGAAGACCCGAGGAGAGCAAAUCAACUUGCAGAGGAAGUGGUCAAAUCCCUUAGCCUUGACGGAUCUUCAGCUGCAGCCAGAUUGCUGCAGUCAAAGGCUCUUUUCUUCAAGGAAUCGCAGUGGUUGAUUGGCUCAGACGCUUGGGCUUACGAUCUCGGAAACUCUGGCAUACAUCACGUUCUAGCAUCCGGGCAGAAUGUCAACAUGCUGAUUCUAGACUCUCAGCCAUAUUCAGAGAGGACCGCUGCAGACGCAACGCGACGGAAGAAGGAUAUCGGCCUUUAUGCCAUGAAUUACGGUAAUGCAUACGUUGCAUCCGUAGCUGUGUACAGCUCCUACACUCAGGUAUUGCAGGCUAUGCUCGAAGCGAGCCAAUUUGAAGGUCCUUCAGUUGUGCUUGCUUAUCUGCCUUACAAUAAAGAGAACGAUACGCCUUUGACUGUCCUUCAGGAGACGAAGAAGGCGGUUGAUCUUGGUUACUGGCCAUUGUAUAGAUGGCACCCCUCAGAUGGCGACGAUGGAGAGCCAAGCUUCUCUCUGGAUUCUGAACGCAUCAAACGUGAUCUAGAAGAAUUCCUGCGCCGCGAAAAUCAACUAUCGCAGCUGAUGCGCCGACACCCUGAGUUUUCUGCCAAUCUAUCCAAUUCAUAUGGCUCAGAAGUCCGUGAGUUGCAGAAGAGAAACGCUAAGGAUGCCUAUAGCAAGCUCCUUGAGGGUCUCUACGGAGCUCCAAUCACGAUCCUUUUCGCGUCCGACAAUGGAAAUGCGGAAAGUCUGGCAAAGCGUCUCGGAAAUCGCGCCAAGGCGAGAGGUCUGAAGUCAAUGGUACUCGCAAUGGACGAUUAUCCCCUUGAAGACCUUCCGAAGGAUGAAAAUGUUGUAAUGAUCACCAGUACGGCUGGUCAAGGCGAGUUUCCCCAAAACGGUAGAGGGUUCUGGGAUGGCAUCAAGUCUGCGAAUGACCUCGAUCUAUCUUCUGUCAAAUACGCCGUCUUUGGUUUGGGUGACAGCCAUUACUGGCCUAGAAAGGAGGACAGGAUUUAUUACAAUAAGCCAGGCAAGGAUCUUGACGCUAGAAUAAAGCUACUGGGCGCUAAGCCUCUGGUUGAUCUCGGACUUGGAGACGACCAAGAUCCCGAUGGCUACCAAACUGGAUACGGCGAGUGGGAGCCUAAGUUAUGGGCAGCGCUCGGUGUCGACAAAGUUGAGGGUUUGCCGGAGGAGCCGGCUCCUCUGACAAAUGAGGAUAUUAAGAUCCAGUCUAACUAUCUCAGAGGAACUAUCGCCGAGGGAUUGAUGGACGAGAGUACUGGCGCCAUAUCGGCUAGUGAUCAGCAGCUUACGAAGUUCCACGGCACUUAUAUGCAAGAUGACCGUGACAUUCGAGAGGAGCGCAAAGCUCAAGGGCUUGAGCCCGCCUAUUCCUUCAUGAUUCGAUGCAGAUUGCCGAGUGGCGUUGCUACUCCACAGCAAUGGCUGCAAAUGGAUGAAAUCAGCAGCGCACACGGUAACGAGACCAUGAAGCUGACGACAAGGCAAACCUUCCAGUUCCACGGUAUCGUUAAACGUAAGCUUCGACCUGCUAUGCGGGCCAUCAAUCAAGCCCUUAUGACGACAAUUGCGGCCUGUGGUGAUGUCAAUCGAAACGUCAUGUGCAGUAGCCUUCCGGAGCGUUCCCAGUACCAUCGGGAGGUGCAUGCGGUAUCAAAGAAAAUCAGUGACCAUCUUUUGCCGGCCACGACAGCUUACCACGAAAUUUGGCUUAAAGAUGACAAUGACAACAAAAUUCAGGUCGCGGGAAAUGCAGUUGUGGACCAAGAACCCCUGUAUGGUCCCACCUACCUUCCCAGAAAAUUCAAGAUUACCAUUGCCAUCCCGCCACACAACGAUACAGAUGUUUAUGCACAUGAUAUUGGUCUGAUCGCCAUCAAGAAUGGAGGAGAACAUCUGGAAGGUUUCAACGUCCUCGUCGGCGGUGGUAUGGGCACCACUCAUAACAACAAAAAGACAUACCCACGGACUGGCAGCAUGAUCGGCUAUAUUUCAGCAGAAAAGGUCCACAUUGCUUGCGAAAAAAUCAUGCUUGUUCAGCGUGACUACGGUGACAGAAAGAACCGAAAGCACGCGCGAAUGAAGUACACCAUAGACGAUAUGGGUGUUGAUGUUUUCCGUGGCAAGGUUGAAGAGCUGCUCGGCGAGAAGUUCGAGGAGCCGCGGCCCUUUAAAUUCUUCAGCAACAUUGAUACCUUCGGAUGGCAGAAGGAUGAAGAAGGUUUCAACCACUUUACCGUCUUCAUUGAAAAUGGCAGAAUUGAGGACACAGCUGAUUUCCCCAUGAGGACUGGCCUGCGAGAGAUCGCGAAGGUGCAUAAGGGCGAGUUUAGAUUGACUGGAAAUCAGCAUCUCAUACUGAGCAAGGUGCACAACGACGACCUUCCCAUGAUCAAGGAGAUGCUUGCGAAAUAUAAACUCGAUAACCUUCAAUUUUCCGGUCUGCGGCUUAGCUCUUCGGCCUGUGUCGCUUUCCCAACUUGUGGUCUGGCAAUGGCCGAAAGUGAACGAUAUCUUCCCCAGUUGGUCACAAAGCUUGAGGAUACUCUAGAAGAAAACGGAUUGAGACAUGACUCAAUUGUCAUGCGGAUGACAGGAUGCCCGAACGGCUGUGCGCGUCCAUGGCUUGCAGAGGUCGCCUUUGUCGGCAAGGCAUACGGUGCAUACAACAUGUAUCUUGGCGGUGGCUAUCACGGACAACGUCUUAACAAGCUUUUCCGAUCCUCUAUCAAGGAGGACGAAAUCUUGGCGAUUAUGAAACCUCUCCUCAAACGAUAUGCGCUGGAACGCCAGGACGGUGAACGAUUCGGAGAUUUUGUUAUCCGAAUUGGAAUGAUCAAGGCAACGCUUGAAGGAAAGAAAUUCCAUGACGAUGUGGCCGAAGCAGAGGAGGAUGAAGAAUCUUGA
Messenger RNA from Xylona heveae TC161, 4419 nucleotides. Its product is annotated as Thiamin diphosphate-binding protein. Gene Ontology annotation, biological process: sulfate assimilation; amino acid biosynthetic process. The transcript is spliced from 4 exons. NCBI's taxonomy places the organism in Eukaryota, Fungi, Ascomycota, Xylonomycetes, Xylonales, Xylonaceae. Gene Ontology annotation, molecular function: FMN binding; heme binding; sulfite reductase (NADPH) activity. The coding region runs from base 1 to 4419 and encodes 1472 amino acids. Gene Ontology annotation, cellular component: sulfite reductase complex (NADPH). The record is from RefSeq and is a predicted model, not a curated record.